CGGUUGGGUGUCAACGGAACCUGCCUAACGGUGACCGAAUUCGACACCGUUUCGUCCGAAUUCUCGGUUGGGUUGGCGCCGGAGACGCUGCGGAAGACCUCUCUGGGCGAAUUGGAGAGUGGGUCUUUGGUCAAUUUGGAGAGGGCGCUGAGCCCUAGCACCAGAAUGGGGGGACAUUUUGUGCAGGGGCAUGUCGAUGGGACCGGAGAAAUCGUGGAGUUGAGGCCGGAGGGAGACUCACUGUGGGUGAAAGUGAAGGUUGGGAGGGAGAUUUUGAGGUACAUUGUGCCUAAGGGGUUUAUUGCUGUGGAUGGGACAAGUUUGACUGUGGUGGAUGUGUUUGAUGAUGAAGGGUGUUUCAAUUUCAUGUUGGUGGCUUACACACAGCAGAAAGUUGUGAUUGCUUUGAAGAAAGUUGGGCAGAAGGUGAAUUUGGAGGUUGAUAUUUUGGGGAAGUAUGUGGAGAGACUGCUUGGGAGCGGAUUUGUGGAUUCAUUCAAAUCAUCUUGAAGUAAUCUUAUGGUGGUUACCUUGAUAUAUCCUACUUUGUCAGUGCAAUGCCAUUGCCUUAUUCUAACACAUCCAUUAGAAAAAUCAGACGAAUCCCAGUCUACCUCAACUCGUGGUUUGAACCCACUCAAACACCUACACGCUGGUGAGUGAUUGGUAUUACACAUUGUAUUGGGCCCACACAUGGCAUAUGCUCCACAGGAAUACAGCUUCACCAUUAGCAGAUCCCAGGCCUGCCUGACCUCCAGCCACUGAAACAGCUCCAUUCUGCCGCGAUGAUCAAUCAGAAUUCUAGAUAGCACAGACUUAUUAUAAUAUGUCGCAUAUACAUCUCCAUCGCGUGCAAGGUAUAUCCAACACUGGUGGGACCCUUGCUGCUAUGACCGGAACAGUUGGCGCUGGGUUUUUCGUGGAACUAGCAGGCUCCUUCAAAGGAUUUUUAUUGCUCUCAUCAUUCCUGUAUUUCUCUGCAGCAGUAUUCUACAAUGUCUACUCUACUGGAGAAAGAGUCAAUUUUGAUGAAACUUGUGCUUAGCAAUUAUCAGCUUUUAAAAGCUCCCCUUGUUUAGCCAUCUAGUUGUGUGUGUGAUCUGGAAGGGCAAUACAGUUAACGAAUACAUUUCACUAUAGGCAUACUUAGUCUAUAACAGAGGCGAGAAAUGAUUGUAAAUAACAGAAAGUUUGGCUAUUAUUGCCAUGUAAAAAAGUCAUUAACAUGUUCGACAAA
Molecule: messenger RNA, 1237 nt
Organism: Salvia hispanica
Lineage: Eukaryota; Viridiplantae; Streptophyta; Magnoliopsida; Lamiales; Lamiaceae
Source: RefSeq, a predicted model, not a curated record